GUUUUCGUUUUCCCUCGCGCGCCUGGUUUGCUUCCUCUGCAAGCUGUGACUUUCUAAUGCUCUUGCCUUCUCCUAUAUCAACUUUGCUACACUGAGUAUGCAGUUAUCUUUGCUUACGCUUUUGUUCUGAACGGUCUUGUUUCUCUUGCAGUUGGUUGAUUAGAGCGUUGUUUUAGUAGUUGAACUCGUGCAGGGAUGGCGCGUACUAAGCAGACCGCUCGUAAGUCUACGGGAGGCAAGGCGCCUCGCAAGCAGCUGGCCACCAAGGCUGCUCGUAAGUCUGCUCCUGCUACUGGAGGUGUCAAGAAGCCUCACCGUUACAGGCCGGGGACGGUGGCGCUCCGUGAGAUUAGGAAGUAUCAGAAGUCGACGGAGUUGCUUAUCCGGAAAUUGCCGUUCCAACGUUUGGUACGUGAGAUUGCGCAGGAUUUUAAGACGGAUUUGAGGUUCCAAAGCUCUGCAGUGUUGGCGUUGCAGGAGGCUUCGGAGGCGUACUUGGUUGGUCUGUUCGAGGACACGAACUUGUGUGCAAUUCAUGCGAAGCGUGUAACCAUUAUGCCGAAGGAUAUCCAGCUGGCUCGCCGUAUCAGGGGUGAAAGAGCUUGAGUCAAGUGGUUUCCGUAUUCAAAUUAAUUGGUGUUUUGUAACACCAUCAUUUUCCUGAAAUUUAGCCUACUUCGACAUCGUUAGACUGAUUUCAUUCUUCGACGCUUUUACCCGAGGUCGUUGAUUGUUGCUUGCUUGAAGACAACCAUGCUUUAGCGCGUAACGUUUGAUGAUUUGUGAAGUUUAUCGUUGCCAUUCAUUUUCGUCAUGCAGAUGUGCUAACACACGUGACCGUACAUGUGUGUGGUAUUACUCGUUGGUAAAUUGAUUAUGUAGACCAGGAUCGCUUGUCGAACAAGAUGAUCAACAACUCUCUUGUGUAUUCAUUAUCGAUGUGCACAACCUGAUCCGUGUGUGUUACACUUAAUACACGGUGACACUGUCCUGCGCAUCUGUGAUUGUUUUUGUAGGCACCCGUGAUGAUUCCACUCUAUCUUUGAAAGCGACGAGAUGCGGAGAUAAAACAACCUUUCAUCUACUUCCGACUCAGUUGUAAGGGAUAUCCAAGGGAGACGCACCUAAACCUGUUGGACCUUUCUAGAGUGUAUGGUGUAGUUUCAUAUGUAACCUAGAUUUAUAUCAAAGUCCUAUGUCUCAAGAGUCGGUGCCUAAGGUGAUUGAAACUUGAAGCAACGCCGACCGCGAACAUUGCAUUUUGGUGAAGAUGGUCCAUGUAAUUAUGAAUAUUGCAAUGACUUCAUGAUGGAGAUAUAUGUUCGCCAUUA
Messenger RNA from Physcomitrium patens, 1331 nucleotides. RefSeq lists its product as uncharacterized. Gene Ontology annotation, molecular function: protein heterodimerization activity; DNA binding; structural constituent of chromatin. NCBI's taxonomy places the organism in Eukaryota, Viridiplantae, Streptophyta, Bryopsida, Funariales, Funariaceae. The record is from RefSeq and is a predicted model, not a curated record. Gene Ontology annotation, cellular component: nucleosome.